Molecule: messenger RNA, 444 nt
Organism: Ipomoea nil (Japanese morning glory)
Lineage: Eukaryota; Viridiplantae; Streptophyta; Magnoliopsida; Solanales; Convolvulaceae
Exons: 3
Coding region: 1-444 (147 amino acids)
Source: RefSeq, a predicted model, not a curated record
AUGGGAGAGGAAGUUGUUCAGACUGUUAGGAGGGUGGUGCUUGCGAAUAGUCUAAAGGGUAUUUUGGGUCGACUUAUUGGGGAGGCUCAAAGUGCUUUUGUUCCAGGGCGGUCAAUAGUUGAUAAUGUCUUAGUGGCUUAUAAGGUUAAUCAUUCUCUUAAUAGACAAAGGGGUGUGAGGGGAGAGAAGUAUGCGGAUUUAAAUUUAGAUAUGAGUAAAGCGUAUGAUAGGGUAGAGUGGAAUUUUCUAGAACAUGAAAUGCUCCGAAUGGGGUUUGACAGCUUGUACGUGGACUUCAGCAAAAUCGGCGACAGCAAAGGCGAGACUUCUUCUUCGAAGUGCGUCCGAGAAUUACAGCGGAGUUUGCGACGUACGACUCCAUCGGCGACUGCUGCAACGAGCGAUUCGACCGACGAUUGCGACGUCCGUGAACUGCUGCGAUGA